GCCUCCUCCAUACCAACAGGAUGGCCCUUCUCGACUACCCUGUUCCAGAGCUGGAUGUUACCUUGCAAGAAGUGAGCCGUGUCCUGCAGCUCACUUUAACUCCUGACCUUUACCCAGAGUUCAAAAGUACACUGGAUCAGCAGAGGGAGCUCCUUCAAGAGGCCCAGAGAAAGUUUGCAACAAGAGCUUCAGGCCAAGAGAACUGGGUGACGGAGCAGUUCAAGAAAGGUCUGCUGUCAUGUGCUGACCCACUGCCCACCUCCACUGCCCUCCCUGUUGUUCUUCGACCUUCCAAAGCAAAGGGAUGUACCCAGCUGGGGAGAGCAGCCUCUCUGCUCUGGGCAGCAGCAAAGCUGUACAGUGAGCCCUUGUUACUGGAGGGCAAUGUGCCAAUGGAGCGCACACAGCAGUCUGAGGUAUUCGCUGCCAGCCGGAUUCCUGGAAGGAGUCAAGAUGAGAUUAAGGUCUACCCAGACAGCCUCCAUGCCAUCAUCACCUGUGUUGGAGGAGUGUUCCCUGUUGACAUACUGUGGUGUCCAAGCACUGGUGGGCCGCUUUCUGCUCGACCAUUCAUUGACAUCUACAACCAGCUGGCUCAGGUGAUGGAUCAACCCAGUGCAGGAAAACAGAAUGAUCCCUCUGUCAUUUGCAGCCUCUCAGCUCUGGAGCGCAGAGCCUGGGCUGCCACCAGAGAAGAGAUCCUGGAGCAAGGAGGAGACGCAGCAGCAUCACUGAAGCUGAUGGAGAGUGCUGUGCUGACACUCUGUCUGGAAGACUGCAACGCACCGUCUGAACUGGCUGAUGUCCUCAAUGCAGUGAGGCUGGGAGGAGGAGGAGACGGUCCAUAUCUGAGAUACUAUGACAAGGUGGUGAACCUGGUGGUCUUCAAGGACAGCACAGCUGGGAUGUUGUUUGAGCACAGCGCUGUGGAUGGGAUGGUUGCUGGGCUUGUGACUGAGAAUGUGUACAGGCUGUCUGAGACUGCUGACUUAAAACUAGUCCAUACUGAUACAGACAAAAUGAAUGGGUCUGUCACAGUAAAUAAUGUUGAUUCUGUUUGUCCAGAAUCCCUAACAUUCCCCUUGCAAGGAGUAAAUACUCCCAAACUGAGCCCUGACUUAAAAGCAACACACCCAGUUCUCACUCUUGAUGUGCCCUCCUUUCCUGAUGUCUUCUCUACCCUCAGAGGGCAGAGAGGUCUGUAUGAUGCUUGGAUCAACUUCUCUUUGCAGCUUUCCCUGAGGCAGACUCUUGGGGAAUCUGCAACCAGGCACCUCCUUGUCACACCUACCCAUAUGCGCCACUUCAAACAUGGCCGUUGUGAUCCUACAUACUCACUCACCAUGCAUUUUCACAAGUUGGCAGGUGCCUUAGUGUGUUGCAUUGGUCCAGAUAACAAAAUUCAAUACACCACUGACCUCCUACGUCUGUUCCAUGUUGCCUUUCUGGAGCAUAAGAGCCUCAUCAAAAACACCAAAAGUGGUCAAGGAGUUGGUCCCCACCUGGCUGCCCUGCGUAGAUUGUUGCCGCCUAAUAAUCCACUGAGAAAGUACCUGGACCCCUUUGGAUGUCCAUCUGUGUACCUCACAGGUACAGAUCUGGUUGAGGAUGUGGAGUGUGGAGUAGGUAAUGUUUAUGCCCAGGAUCAGUUGGCUGUAACCUACCUUGGGCAGAGAGACAAGGUUCGUAUUGUGCUUAAUGGGAAAGGGAGCUUUGCUCUGGUACUGGAGAAGCUUAAAGAAAGCCUGAUGAUAAACCUGAAGUUAGUGAUGCUUCUAGCUCUAAGAUAUGCCAUUGCAUGCCAAAUGGGAGCCCUGGAGUGUCUACUGAAUCAGGGUCAAACAGAGAAAAUGAAUGGAGAAACAAACCAAUGUCAAGAGAGCCCAGACAAUGGCAAAACUACUGUUGACCACCCCUCUGGAAUGAGCACAGACCACACUCUGGUGAUCCACGGUGGCGCUGGAGAGGAGGUGAUGCUGAACACUGAAGUGAUUGGAGUUAUUGAGUUUGCUCUACAGACAGCCUUAACUCUUGGAUCUCAAGUGCUUCAACAAGGUGGCAAGAGUCUAGAUGCAGUUCAGAAGUCAGUAGAAGCUCUGGAGGACUGCUUCCUGUUUAAUGCAGGUAAAGGCUCAGUAUUCAACAAAGAUGGCAAAAAUGAAUUGGAAGCAACCAUCGUGGAUGGCAAUGCAAUGAGGUCAGGAUCUGUUGCUUGUGUGCAAAGUGUGAAGAACCCAAUAAAAGCAGCCAGAUGUGUCAUGGAGAAAAGCUCACAUUCACUCAUUGUAGGAGACGGGGCUGAGGAGUUUCUGCAAGGGUUGGAGGACAAGGAGAAGUCUGUUGGGCCUGAGUAUUUCCACACUGAUAUACGUCACAGACAGUUAGCAGCAAAGCUCACUGUUGGAAAUACCUCAACAAACAAUCACCCCCAGACAGUCGGAGCUGUGGCUUUGGAUCGUUGGAGUGGGUUGGCUGCUGCAUCCUCCACAGGUGGAUUAGUUGGAAAGCUGAAAGGGCGAGUUGGGGACACAGCAGUAGUAGGGGCAGGAAUAUAUGCUGAUGAUAAGGUAGCUAUUACCUGCUCUGGAGAUGGAGAUGUAUUUCUGAGGCACACAGUUGCACAGAAAAUAGCCAGUCUCUACCACCACAAAGGCUACAGCCUUAGGCAGGCAUGUAGAGAAGUGAUGGCUGAAAAUUUGGAUGGGAUCUGUGCAGGGGUCAUUGCUGUGGACAGUAAAGGUGAUGCCAUCGUUGAAACAAAUGCUGGUGUAAUGUUUGUGGCCUCAAUGAUAGGCGGCAUUUCACGAGUAGAGGUCCUCAGGCCCCUGAAGAGCUUCUCUGAUGUGAUCUGGGAAACAGAUGAGCUGGUUGCCUACCUGGAUCCCAAACCCUGGAUCCCUGGGUCAACCAUCCUGACUAGAAAAGCUCUAAGUGGGGCAAGGAGCAUCUUCAAGUUGGCUACAACUGAUUUUGUGGCUAUGCUGCAAGGAGCAAGAGCUGUGUCAAGCUUGCUAUGUGAGCGACUGGGAGUGCAGCGCUGUGCUUUGGUUUUCCAUCCAACCCCUGAUCAGCCAGCACAAAUCAAACUGCUCCCACUUCAUGGCCUAGAGCCAAAGUGGCAGCCCCAUCUUUCACAUGAAGAGGAAUUCCAAACUUCCAAUCCUGGCUACUGCACCUCAAAGAGCGGCCCACGGUGGUCCUGGCUACUGCACCUCAAAGAGCGGCCCACGCAACAGUGGAGAGUGUGGGAAGACAGUGAGCAUGUUGCCUUCCUGACACCGUACCCAAACUCUUCUGGACUAACAGUUGUGGUGCCACGCAAACCACUCUCCAGUGACAUCUUCAAACUGGAGGAAGCUGACUACAAAGCACUGAUCCUUGCCACUUACAAAGUUGGCAAACUACUGGAGGAGGGGAUGAGAGCUCAAG
Molecule: messenger RNA, 3429 nt
Organism: Epinephelus moara (kelp grouper)
Lineage: Eukaryota; Metazoa; Chordata; Actinopteri; Perciformes; Serranidae
Exons: 5
Molecular function (GO): acyltransferase activity; hydrolase activity
Source: RefSeq, a predicted model, not a curated record